Erinaceus europaeus (western European hedgehog) is the source of this 2222-nucleotide messenger RNA. RefSeq names its product complement C8 beta chain (gene C8B). Gene Ontology annotation, molecular function: protein binding. Lineage: Eukaryota; Metazoa; Chordata; Mammalia; Eulipotyphla; Erinaceidae. Gene Ontology annotation, biological process: immune response. The record is from RefSeq and is a predicted model, not a curated record. The coding region runs from base 89 to 1861 and encodes 590 amino acids. The transcript has 12 exons. Gene Ontology annotation, cellular component: membrane attack complex.
CUAAGGGGACGGAAGUUGACAGUAAUACUCACAGUGCAGGCUUUCUAUAGAUCUAGGAGCCUCCACUACAUCUCCUGCCAUAGAGAAAAUGAGGAUUUCUGGGCCAAGGGUUUGGAAGGUGCCAGCAAAGCUGAUUCUUCUCUGUGCUACCCUGGGAUAUCUCAGUGUGCUGGGCUCCAGAGGUGAAAGGCCACAAUCUCUUGAAUCAAAUACAGUCAAUGAGAGCUUUGUUAAGAGUAGACGAACUCGGAGCUUGGAUGUCACACCAAAGCCUAUUGAUUGUGAGCUCUCUAGCUGGUCUUCCUGGACCACAUGUGAUCCCUGUCAGAAGAAAAAGUACAGACAUGCCUACUUGCUGCGGCCCUCUCAGUAUUAUGGGGAACCCUGCAACCUCUCUGACAAGGAAGUCGAAGACUGUGUUACCAGCAGACCAUGCAGAAAUCAAAUACGUUGUGAAGGCUUUGUGUGUGCACAAACAGGACGAUGCGUGAACCGAAGACUUCUUUGCAAUGGGGACAAUGACUGUGGAGACCAGUCAGAUGAAGGAAAUUGCAGACGGAUUAAUAAAAAAUGUCAAAAUGAAAUGGAGCAAUAUUGGGCAAUUGGCAGGCUGGCCAGUGGUAUAAAUUUGUUCACAAAGAGUUUGGAGGGCCCCGUUCUCGACCACAGGUAUUAUGCUGGUGGAUGCUCCCCCCAUUAUAUACUGAACACAAGGUUUAGGAAGCCGUACAAUGUGGAAAACUACACCCCCCAGACCCAAGGCAAAUAUGAAUUUGUGCUGAAUGAAUAUGAAGCCUACUCAGAUUUUGAACAUAAUGUCACAAAGAAAACAUUUAGCCAGUCUAGUUUCAGCUUUGGCUUCAAAAUACCUGGAAUAUUUGAACUCGGCAUUAGCGAAGCAAGUGCUAAUGGCAGACAUUUUGCUAGCAGAACCAAACGAUUUUCUCAUACUAAAAGCAGAUUUCUGCACGCGCGCUCUGACCUUGAAGUAGCACAUUACAAACUCAAACCUCGAAGCCUCAUGCUUCACUACGAAUUCCUUCAGAGAGUCAAGCGUCUGCCCCUGGAGUACAGCUAUGGGGAGUACAGAGAUCUCUUCCGAGACUUUGGGACCCAUUACAUCACAGAGGCUGUGCUUGGGGGCAUUUAUGAAUAUACACUCAUCAUGAACAAGGAGGCCAUGGAAAGAGCAGAUUACUCACUCAGGGACGUCCAGGUCUGUGCCCAGCAUGGUUUUAAGAUCGGCGCUGCCAUUAAAGCAGUCUAUGUCAAGCUGGGUGUGUCAGAGGCCACAUGUAAAGGAAUUCUGAAGGAAAUAGAAGACAGAAACACGAGAGAUACCAUGGUGGAAGACUUAGUGGUUCUUGUGCGAGGAGGGGUAAGUGAAUACAUCACUGCCCUGGCUUACAAGGAGCUGCCGACAGCAGAUCUGAUGCAGGAGUGGGGAGACGCUGUGCACUACAACCCGGACAUCGUCAAAGUUAAGGUGGAGCCCCUAUAUGAACUGGUGACAGCCACAGACUUUGCCUACUCCAGCACUGUGAGGCAAAACAUGAAGCAGGCCCUGGAGGAGUUCCAGAAGGAAGUCAGCUCCUGUCACUGUGCUCCCUGUCAAGGGAAUGGAGUCCCUAUCCUGAAAGAAUCUCACUGUGACUGUAUCUGUCCCGCUGGAUUCCAAGGAUCUGCCUGUGAGAUCACCAGUCGGACCGAUGUUCCCACUGAUGGGAGGUGGAAUUGCUGGUCAAAUUGGUCUCCGUGUUCUGGAGGACAUAAAACAAGACAAAGGCAAUGCAACAAUCCACCUCCUCAAAAGGGGGGUAGUCCAUGUUCUGGUCGUGCUUCAGAAACACUUAACUGUUGAGAAAAGAUAGAUCCUAGCAGAUGGUGCAGUGGUGAGUUAUACACAUAGAGCUGUGAGCCCUUAGGAACUCAGGCUAAUCUCACUCCCAUACCAGUACUCACCUGUGACUAGCCCAAGGGUGGAAAGCGGUGCCAUCUGGGAUGUUUAACAUAAAGAUGCUAUUUGUAAAAUGCACACUGAUUUGAACAUAGGCUUAAGCAGAAAUUAGAGCUUCCUUAAGAGCACAAGUAUGUUGGUGAUUUUCAGUUUGCUUGCUUACCUCUAAAUUAUAUAUUGCUAGCUAACAUUGGGAGUUUUUCAUCCAAAGAUCUACUGUCUAGUGGCCUGAAAACUGGCACAGUAAAGUACUGUUGGACUUUCA